AUGAAUUUGGUAAUUCCUCUCAUCGAAAAAGACAAAGGCCAGGAAGACGUUGAAAAGAGCAUCUCUCAAUUAAUCCAGGCAAAUCCAUCCGAUUACGUCUCCCACGAAGUUAAUUCCAUCAAGAUCGGCUCCGCAACGUGGUAUUUCACUUUGCUUCGAAUCAAGAAUUUGACCAAGAGCGAAGCCCUGGAAUCAGAGUUACAAAACAUCACAUCAGCCAGGAAAAAGGAAGGUCUUCUGGUUCUUGGAUCAGUUCCCAAUUUCAACGAUGGAGUAAAAAUCACUUUAGUUGAAACCACUACCUGCGUUAAACCAAUUGAACACAAGUACGUGUACGAGUCGAUUGAGAGGAAAGUGUUUUUUGAUAAGUCGUUCGAAGAUGCGUGGGUGAAUGUCAAAACUGGGCGUAGACGCUUUUAUCUCGACUACGAUUGCUACGCUUGCAAUCUUCCUGACUUGGGUGCCACUUUUUUUUCCGAUAACUUUUGCAGAACAUAUGCUCUUGAAUUUCUGGUCUCCUUCGAAUGCCCAGAAGGUUGCACUUCUACUUUUACCGGCCUUACCAGAAUCACAGUGCCAGAAGAGGAAAACACAAAAUACAAUAUUGACGGAGAAAGGUUGUGCAAAGAGCAGGACUAUGUUUUUCUCGAGAGGUUUCCUAGGUCUGGGUCAGCCAUACAAGACAUCAAUCAGUGUAUUCUCAACAAAGUGGCUUCCCUCAACAGCGACAAGAUCUUGACUUAUCAAUCUUCAGUCGUCGGGUAUCCAGAUCGACUUGUUGCCAUUAUCGUGAUGUCCAGAUAUGGGCCUGCUGAAAAAAAAGGGAACAUUGAGAAAGAAGCCAUUAGUGGCGAGAUCAACCCAAAGAGUGCUGACUUCACCGACGUCCUCAUCUUCGAUAGUAGUUUCCGUCUCAUCUCCUCAAACUGGUUUGACUGUAUGGAAAUCUCGGACUUCUUGAGUUUGUGUGAGAACAGCGAUUCAGGAGAUUACAGGCCUUUCGGUGACAAUUUUUGGGCAGAAAUUUGCACUACGAAAAUACUGAGUCCAGAUGGUUUUGGGCGUGACUGGUCUAUUGUUAUUCAUCUGGCAAAGAAGUCAAAAAAGGUGUACUUGAAAAGACUUUCAAUAGAGGUCGUUGAGGAGAUCCAGACGUUUGACGGAGAACAUUUUGCAUCAGAGCGGAAAGUCAACCUUGUGGAAGACAGACCGUUCAAGGGUUUUACCGGUAAACUCUCGCUAAAAGAAGGAAAAGUUACCAUCCCAGCAGAAUUUUGGAAAGACAAGUCGUUUUCGCUAAAAAGCACGAUUUUCGGGCGAGCAUUUCUGAGGCAAUCUCGAGUUGUGGUGAAGUUAAACCUUGCUUCUUUCAUGGCUGCAACGGAAUAUAUCGUAGCAGAAACAGUUGUGAAAGUCCUGGGCGAUUACAAUUCCUUGAAUAGUGAACCUACAGAGCCACCCUCUUAUGAGUCAGGGGCGAUGAAGGAAGUGGAAGAUUCUAAAGAUCAAUAA
Candidozyma duobushaemuli is the source of this 1512-nucleotide messenger RNA. RefSeq lists its product as uncharacterized. The record is from RefSeq and is a predicted model, not a curated record. Lineage: Eukaryota; Fungi; Ascomycota; Pichiomycetes; Serinales; Metschnikowiaceae. Bases 1 to 1512 code for a protein of 503 amino acids. The transcript is spliced from 2 exons.